AUGAGAAGCGCUCGUUUGGAAUCAGAAGAUGUUUCAUUCAUGCAGGCUUAUGCAGCCUAUGCAGCCAUAGAAGACGAACAUGAAGUGGAAACCGAUGAGCCGAAAAAGCCUGAUUUUGUGGAGUCGAAGAGGAAAGUUAGUAGAUGGUUGACAAUUUUAGAAGACCGAAUAGCUCGCAAACAGCUAGAUUUAACGGGGCAACCAGAAGAGCGUAAAUUAACUUAUGAUCAAGAUACUAUGAAGAGAACAGAUUUGCCAGAGACAAAGCGAAGAUACCGUGAUGUUAAUCACCAAUUGGAUCGCAGAUAUUGGAAACGAACAUUUCUAGAAACGAGAUAUGAUCUGCUAGAAAGACAGUGUUUUACUGCAGCCAUGGAAACAUUAAAAUAUCUCCAAUUCGAAAUAGAUGAACGGAAUUCUGUAUUUCAAAAAAGUAUAGAUCAACAGAAUUUAUUACAAGCUCACAAUACUAUGAUUUCAAUUGAGUCUUAUAUUGGAAGCUCUACAAACUUUUUAUUAGAUAAAGGGAUCAUUAAGUUAAGAAAUGAAAUUCUGGAUACCAAUAUUUUAAACCAAAUUGGAAUCCGUAUGAUAAACAAACACGAGGGGUCCAGAAAAGAACAACAUAAUUUAAAAUUAAGUCAAACUGAAAAGGCUUUAGGAGAUUCUACUAAAAACAAUAAGCAAAAAAUGAAAAUAGAUACUAGAAUUCAUUCCGAAAUUAGUGAAUAUCUACGUACGCAGAUUAAUGACUAUCAAACACAGGUUAAAGACUGGAGUGAAAAAUAUGAUUCUGAGAUAGAAGAGAUCGAUACCAGGAUCAUUAUGAAAAAGGAGUCUUUAGAUCUAAUCGAGAAGGAAUUGGCACAACUUAAAGCAAUUUACGAUGAGAGACAAUUAAAAAUCGAAGAAUAUUUAGAAAUCAAACAUGGAAAAGAAAUGUUCAAUAAAAAAGUUCGAAUGUCCUUGGCGUUGCAAAGUUGGUGGCGCGGAUUGGUAUUCAGACAAAACCUUAUGCCUAAACGAGGCAAGAGGAAAGGAAAACCCAAGAAGUAA
Molecule: messenger RNA, 1056 nt
Organism: Ctenocephalides felis (cat flea)
Lineage: Eukaryota; Metazoa; Arthropoda; Insecta; Siphonaptera; Pulicidae
Product: dynein regulatory complex protein 9-like
Exons: 4
Coding region: 1-1056 (351 amino acids)
Biological process (GO): cilium organization
Cellular component (GO): cytoplasm; motile cilium
Source: RefSeq, a predicted model, not a curated record